Molecule: messenger RNA, 810 nt
Organism: Cebus imitator (Panamanian white-faced capuchin)
Lineage: Eukaryota; Metazoa; Chordata; Mammalia; Primates; Cebidae
Gene: CST7
Product: cystatin F
Exons: 4
Coding region: 178-615 (145 amino acids)
Biological process (GO): negative regulation of microglial cell activation; immune response; positive regulation of myelination
Cellular component (GO): Golgi apparatus; late endosome; lysosome
Molecular function (GO): cysteine-type endopeptidase inhibitor activity
Source: RefSeq, a predicted model, not a curated record
UUUGAAGGGCGGGGUUCCACACUGUGGCCCCAGCACCUGCCCUGGGCUGUGACAGCCCACUGCCCCGUGCUGCUGGAGAAGUCUCUGCACGGGUACAAACCACUGCACCCAACUGCCUGAGAAGAAUUCGCACAGCCACCCACACCACUGCCCCGCACUGCCCCCACCUGGGCAGCCAUGCGGGCGGCUGGAACUCUACUGGUCUGCUGCUGCCUGUUCUUCAGUGCCACUGGGCGUCCUUCCCCAGGUAUUUGUUCCCAGGACCUUAAGUUAGGUGUGAAGCCAGGAUUUCCCGAAACAAUAAAGACCAACGACCCAGGAGUCCGCCAAGCAGCCAGACACAGUGUUGAGAAGUUCAACAACUGCACAAACGACAUGUUCUUGUUCAAGGAGUCCCGCAUCAGAAGGGCCCUGGUCCAGAUAGUGAAAGGCCUGAAAUACAUGCUCGAGGUGGAAAUUGGCAGAACUACCUGCAAGAAAAACCAGCACCCACGUCUGGACGAUUGUGACUUCCAAACCAACCACACCUUGAAGCGGACUCUGAGCUGCUACUCUGAAGUCUGGGUCGUGCCCUGGCUCCAGCAAUUCGAGGUACCUGUUCUCCGUUGUCACUGACCCCCACCUCUUCAACAGCUGUGACAAACACCAAGGAGCGUCCCCUCCCAGCCGCCUCAUGAGCCAGCCUCACAGACCCGCUCAGGCCUCUCCCAAGUGAGCAGAUGAAGCGCUGCUGGGUCACCACAGGGCAGCUGGGAUGGGAGCAUGGUGGCACCUCCUAACAGAUUAAAUAGAUAACAUUUGCUUCUAAAA